ACACCAACCAAGGAAUGGACCUCCAGAAAGGAGCCUAGCAUCAUACGUAAUUUCAAUCUCGCAAGCUUUGUCCCAGCCAUGAGCGGCGACACUGCUGCUGAUGAUAUUGCUGACCACGACCUUGAUGACCCUGACGGCCUUGACGACCUCAACGAGUCACCCGUUGAUGCAGCCUCUCCAGAUACGCACGAUCGACAUGCUACGGCCCUCAACCAUUUCAUCGCACAUGGAUUCUCUACUGAGUUACAGGCUGGUAUCUGGGAAGCGAAUCAGAACCUCAUCAAUACCUAUAAGGGCGAAGUCAAAGACACUCCUAUGCUUAACAGAAAUGACCACUCGAAGCCGGUCUAG
Messenger RNA from Cyphellophora attinorum, 351 nucleotides. RefSeq lists its product as uncharacterized. The transcript has a single exon. The annotation marks the transcript as partial. Lineage: Eukaryota; Fungi; Ascomycota; Eurotiomycetes; Chaetothyriales; Cyphellophoraceae. The record is from RefSeq and is a predicted model, not a curated record.